This is a messenger RNA of Emericellopsis atlantica, 528 nucleotides long. RefSeq lists its product as uncharacterized. The coding region runs from base 1 to 528 and encodes 175 amino acids. The record is from RefSeq and is a predicted model, not a curated record. NCBI's taxonomy places the organism in Eukaryota, Fungi, Ascomycota, Sordariomycetes, Hypocreales, Bionectriaceae. The transcript is spliced from 2 exons.
AUGCCGUUCUUCGGAAACUCCCGUCAUGCCACUCAGCCCGAGCCGGUGCCAGAGCCUGCGCCUCGUAAGGGUCUCUUCCACCGCAGUGAGCCCGAGCCGGCUCCCAUCACCCACGAGCCUCCCAAGAAGCAUGGCCUGUUCAACCGCCGCGGAUCUUCCCCCUCGCCUCCUCCUGCUGCUGGCCGUCACUCCAUGUCCAGCCGGUCCAGCAUGUCCUCGUCCGGCCGCCACUCCAUGAACCACAGCCGUCACUCCAAGACCAACAGUGGCCUGUUGAGCAAGUUUGGUCGCGACUCCAACGUCGACCCCAGUAUCGUCAACGCGCGGGAGCAGGUGGAGAGUGCCGAGCAGGCCGAGAUUGAAGCUGACCGCGCACUCGAAGCCGCCAGGCUGAGGGUCAGGGACGCAAGGGCGCAGGUGAAGAUUCUCGAGGAGGAAGCCAGGGAGGACGCCAGAAGAGCCAAGGUGAAGCAGCAUCAUGCAAAGGACAUUUCGAAGCGCGGAAAGGGCCUUGGACGCCACGGUUAA